UUUGGGCAUUUCUCAUUUCCACUGGCAAACCUGUUUAUUGAUUUCAUUGUCGUUUGAACCAUGGCACCGCAACCGAAAAUCGCCCCCUCAAUGCUGUCCAGCGACUUUGCGCAAUUAGCCGCCGAAGCGAAGCGCAUGAUUGACUAUGGUGCGGACUAUUUGCAUAUGGACGUCAUGGACGGUCAUUUUGUACCAAACUUGACUAUGGGACCCCCAAUUAUCAAGAGUCUUCGGAAGCACACGGAUGCUUUCCUAGACUGUCAUCUGAUGGUAUCAAACCCAGAAAAGUGGGUCCAUGACUUUGCGAAAGCUGGCGCCUCACUCUAUUGUUUCCACAUUGAGGCAACCGAUGACGCUUCUGGUUUGAUCGAUAAGAUCCACGCAGCGGGAAUGAAGGCCGGUCUAGCUGUGAAGCCAAAAACGAAAGUGGAUGUAGUAUUCCCUCUAGUAGAAAAGCUGGACCAAGUGUUAAUUAUGACUGUCGAGCCUGGCUUUGGAGGUCAAAAGUUUAUGGAAGACUGCGUGGAGAAGGUCAGGAUUCUCCGUAGCAAAUAUCCAGAACUGGACAUAGAAGUCGAUGGUGGACUGGGCCCUGAUACCAUCGACAAGGCCACUUCCGCUGGUGCGAACGUUAUUGUUGCUGGUACCGCCAUUUUUGGUGCCCCAUCACCCAAGGACGUGAUAUCCAUCCUCAGGGAUAGUGUGUUGAGGAACGUUACCAACAAAGCGUAGAAGAGAACGAUGACGACCUUCCUGUACAUGGCUAUGAUACAUUAGGUACUUGAGGGUGGGUUCGACUGGAUUGCCUAGCCAAGCGGCCCCAUCCAUUGUGGUAGGCAGGGGAUUGAAUAACAAUGGGGAUGUAGAACGGUUGGAAAAGGCAUGUCGCUGUAUAUACUGUCAAGUUAUUUAGCCCUGUCUAACAGGAAUAUACAGAUGCAAACAGCAUCAUAUUUCAUAGCACAACCAGAAAUUCGUGUACUACAAUGAUGCUAGAGGUCAAACUAACGUACUGCGCGACCCUUGUGCAGUUGUCUUACCUCGAACUGAAUAUCACCA
Messenger RNA from Spizellomyces punctatus DAOM BR117, 1059 nucleotides. Its product is annotated as ribulose-phosphate 3-epimerase. Gene Ontology annotation, cellular component: cytosol. Bases 61 to 732 code for a protein of 223 amino acids. The transcript is spliced from 6 exons. Gene Ontology annotation, molecular function: metal ion binding; D-ribulose-phosphate 3-epimerase activity. The record is from RefSeq and is a predicted model, not a curated record. NCBI's taxonomy places the organism in Eukaryota, Fungi, Chytridiomycota, Chytridiomycetes, Spizellomycetales, Spizellomycetaceae. Gene Ontology annotation, biological process: carbohydrate metabolic process; pentose-phosphate shunt, non-oxidative branch; pentose-phosphate shunt.